AUGGGCGUUCCAACGAGUUACGAACACGUCAUCAGCCACCAGGAUAAACCAAGACCACCCACCUAUGAGACUAUGGCGGAAGAUUCUCUCCGCCUGCACCGCCGACCCGUGUUAUUCACUGCAUUCUUAAGGGCCCUAGUAUUACUUUUGCAGAUCCGCCUGCGCAGUCUCCGAAGAGUGGCAAACAGGAAUCACCCAACUGGCUGCUCAGGAAGUACAGUUAGUGGCGACCCUAUUGAGAGCAUCGACUUAGAUGACCCCAAUUGUUUAAGCCUUGCUUGGAUAGCGCUGUGCCGCAAGCUCCGCAUUUUCAGCGAGACCAUUGAGAAGAAAAUACAAAAUGAGCUUAAAGAAGCAUCGCAGAAGGAUGAAGACCCACCGAACGAACAGGGCAAUCAGACAGUUUCUAACGGCACAAGUCAACAAGCAGAGGCCAGCGACCCUGUGCCAAGUGGCCUCAGUAACGCGCCUAGUGAACAGUCGCAACUCAAACAGAGCGCGCCUCCUCAACCAGCUGCACGCAGACAAGACUCGUCGUCUCAGCAGCUCAAGCGGUCCCCCUCAGGACAGGCGAGACCGAAGGCAUCCAUCAGCAGGCAACAGUCCGGAGUGACGUCUACGAGUACACGGAAGGCCCCAGAAGCAACCCGGUCAACUGGCACAGGGCCUGGUACAGCUUCGAAUAUGAAUGACAGCAGAGCAAAAGAUCCUUCUCAAUGGCGAAUUGGCACUCCUAGGGAAAGCUCCUUGCGCAGCAGUGAUGUAGUAGAAAUGGCAGCCUGUGCAGGCCGCCAUGCAGAGGCGUUCCGCCAUGCCGCUCUAGCAGAAAAAUGCUGCACCCUGGAUGAGGCCCUUCACAGAGCCUUAUUCUCGAGCUCCUCACAACGCGUCGGCUCAAGUAAAUCCUAG
Messenger RNA from Eimeria mitis, 909 nucleotides. RefSeq lists its product as uncharacterized. NCBI's taxonomy places the organism in Eukaryota, Apicomplexa, Conoidasida, Eucoccidiorida, Eimeriidae. The coding region runs from base 1 to 909 and encodes 302 amino acids. The record is from RefSeq and is a predicted model, not a curated record. The transcript has a single exon.